Messenger RNA from Bradysia coprophila, 885 nucleotides. Its product is annotated as chymotrypsin-1-like. The record is from RefSeq and is a predicted model, not a curated record. Gene Ontology annotation, biological process: proteolysis. Gene Ontology annotation, molecular function: serine-type endopeptidase activity. Lineage: Eukaryota; Metazoa; Arthropoda; Insecta; Diptera; Sciaridae.
UUCCGAAUUAUUUUAUCAGAAACGAAAAAUUUGUUCGUUCACAUUGUUAUCGAAAAACAAAAUUGAAACAAAUGUCAGUAAUAACCGUUACGUUGUGCUUACUAGCUUGUAUAGCUACUGUGCUAAGUCGACCCGAAAUCAAAUCGAAGAUUGUUGGCGGCAAAAAUGCAGAGUUGGGCCAGUUUCCUCACCAAGUUUCGUUGCGAAGGAAUAAUAAACAUUUCUGUGGCGGAUCCAUUAUAUCGCCUCUCAAAGUUUUAACAGCCGCACAUUGCAUUAUUAACCUAUCAAUUUCACUGACCACUGCCGUCGUCGGUACAAAUACACUCAACUCAGGCGGUACAGCUCAUCCAAUUUUGAAUGUCUCUUACCAUGAAUCUUAUGACCCACGAACUGAAGUAAAUGAUGUGGGAGUAGUGAACUUAGCACUUCCAAUUCUAUACAAUCAAUACGUUCAACCCAUAAACUUAGCGACAUCAAGUCCAUCUCCAGGUGAAACAGUUACUUUGUCCGGUUGGGGCACAACAAGUUUUCCGGGUGACUUUCCCAACGACUUGCAGUACAUAAACCUUCAAACAUUGGACCUUGAAACAUGUGCUCAAUCGUUGCAAGGAGCCAGUCCAAUUACUACUGCUCAUGUUUGCACAAAUCCGCCGGAAGGUGAGGGAGCCUGUUUCGGUGAUUCUGGCGGUCCAUUAAUUACUGCUGAAGGCGUCCAAGCAGGUAUUGUGUCGUGGGGAGUACCAUGCGCUAGAGGUAAACCGGAUGCUUUUUCGAGUGUGGCAUUUUAUUAUAGCUGGAUUCAAUCACAUUAAUAUUUCAGUCAUGUAUAGGUGAAAUGAAUUUGUAAUAUACCGCACACAAGAAUGAGAGAAGCUCAAAAUU